Toxotes jaculatrix (banded archerfish) is the source of this 2227-nucleotide messenger RNA. RefSeq names its product chromosome 1 C16orf87 homolog (gene hdip1). Bases 200 to 661 code for a protein of 153 amino acids. The record is from RefSeq and is a predicted model, not a curated record. NCBI's taxonomy places the organism in Eukaryota, Metazoa, Chordata, Actinopteri, Toxotidae. The transcript has 4 exons.
UUAGCAUUAUUAGUAUACUGUAGUAUGUUGGUUAUGUGCUCCUUAAAGGCUUGUUGUCAUCCAGCGACAUAGGUUUGCGUUUCUUGCACACACCCUGCAUGUUAGCAGAAGUCGGAGGGAAUCAGCUGCCGUCCAUGAAUUGCAGAGAGAAGUUGUAGUUAGCGUUGAAGUAUCGGCGUGUCGCUGGAGGAAACGGACUAUGUCGGCAAAUAAAACAAAGAAAGUCAAAAUGGCUACUAAAUCUUGUCCUGAAUGCGACCAACAGAUUCCAGUGGCCUGCAAGUCCUGCCCGUGUGGUUAUGUGUUUAUUAGCAGAAAGCUCCUAAAUGCCAAGUUAAACGAGCGCUCUCCAGCCAUAGCAGAUAAGCUGGACUUUAAGCGGAGGAGGACAGAGCGAAUUCGCAGAGAGAGGAUCGACUCUCCUUUAACCGGUGACAUGGAGAACAGGAGAAGGUCCCGGGCCAACAGCCAGUCAGAUCCUAUCCGGAGGGGACGAGGUAGACCAAAAUCAGUGGGGCUCAAGAAACAGGAAGAGGAGAGAGAGAAACAAGAGAAGGAGGUGGAUAUCUAUGCCAGUCUUUCUGAUGAGAAGGCCUUUGUGUUUUCUGUGGCCUUGGCUGAGAUUAACCGCAAGAUCCUGGGUCAGAAACUCAUCUUAUAGAUGAAAGCCUGAAUGACUGAGAGACCCAGCACAGAGGACCUAUCACAGGACAGCUAUCACAGAGGAUGACCAAAGAGGGCAUCACUGGCUGGAGCUAAACUUUGACCUGGAUGAGCUUCACUUGGAUGAUGGCCAUGAAGACAGUGAAUUUUCUUAAAGGGAUUAAAAACAUAUAGACAUCAAUCACCGGUAUGUACAGUACACACCAUGUAUUUAGUAGAUCUGCUGAUAGAGCAGGUCACAUGAGCUUAUUUCAGAUGAAUUUCACCUUGUUUGGAACGUGGAGGAAACAAAGUAACAAAAAGCUGCAGCAAACUCAAGGCGGUGUCCGGGGAUUGUGAGGCACUGCUGAGGUAGUGGAUAUGUUACUGUUGGUUAAUCGACGUUCUCUUUGAUGGGCCAUAGCAAAAUGCCGUAUAUCCCUGUAUUAUGCGAUUAUAUCACAAUAUAUAUAAGAUAUAAAGACACCAUACACCCUAAAUAGGGCAGACAGUCUGGGCUCAAACGCCUUUCUUUAGACCAUUUUUUCAAAAUCAUCACAUCCCACUUGUUACCAGUGGAUCAGUUAUCAAACCAGUUAAACUAAGGGUCUGUUAUCAAACACUCUCAACGAGUAUCUGGACUGUCAAUCCAGAAAGGUUCUCAGUUUUACCAUUAAACAGAAAAUGCAUAUGUUGAAUCAAACAUGUGAGCAAAUGAGCUUUUAGUGCUGGAAAAACAGCAAGAAUUUUAACUGCCAUUCUGUCUGCGGUUGUAACUGCUGAUCCUAACCUGGCUCACCUCAGACACAGCCAUGGAUAAAGUUUAUCUAAAAUGAUUUACAGGUCUGUAGUUUACAUAUUGUUCAGUGGCCAAAGGGUAUAUUUCUUAAGAGAGAUCACCAAUGAUUCCUGUAAAUCUGGAUUAGUUAUAGAACAUUGUGUUGCACAAAGCAGGUUUUAGUUUCAGCAGGGAUGGGAACAGUGAUGCUGCAGAGGAGGAGAAAGUGAGAAAACAGCCCUAGCUUCAGUUAAAGCAACCUGUGGAUGCAGUUUGGAUUUUAAACUCGCAGCUAAUAAGGAAGGAGCCUGACGUGAACACUACAGUCAUGGAGACUGGUACUCUGCUACCCAGACAGGAAAAGAAGUGUCAAACAGAUGCCCAGUACCAGCACACAGACUGGGCCAACAAACACACACUGAACCAGUGUGUAAGUCUGUCACUCGCCUCCGUAAGGGUUGGAAGAGUAACUCACAUUUACACAUUUAUAGCCUUUCAUUUCAAAAGAGCUGCGGUUAAACGUUUUUAGACACUGAGAGAACGAUUAAAGACGUAGCUUCACCUCCCACAGUUUCAUCAGCAGUGACAAAAAAGAAAUUCUUGUCAGUGGUGUGAAGCCUCUGCAGCAGGACAUACUUCAACAUUUAGUCUCAGAAUGUAUCACAGGUUAUUAUUUAAUAUGUUUUUUUUUCGUUGUUAUAUAUGUAACAUGUAAGCCACAACUGUAACUUUCUUUCUCUGAACACUUCACGGUGAAUACACACUAAUUUACAGAUAAUGUGAUCAAUAAAGUUUUCUUGAAAUAAA